GUGCGGGCGCAGGGGGAGGACGUGCUGCGGUCAAACUCGAUCCCUCGGGACAGGAGCGAAGACCUCCUGGUCAAACGCGGCAGCGGCGGGACCGGCGGCGGGAACGCAGCCGAGAACGGGGCCGCCAGCGAAGGCCGGCAGCGAGGGGACGGGGAGGCGCCCAGCAGCGGCGGCGGCAGCAGCGGCGGCGACGCCCCGUCGGACCCGGGCCCUGGCCUUUAA
Molecule: messenger RNA, 222 nt
Organism: Monoraphidium neglectum
Lineage: Eukaryota; Viridiplantae; Chlorophyta; Chlorophyceae; Sphaeropleales; Selenastraceae
Exons: 1
Source: RefSeq, a predicted model, not a curated record